AUGGAAGGGAAGAAAAAAACCACAAAAGGUCUUCUCUUCCUGUCUCUCGCCCUUGCCCUCUCUGUGUCGCUCUCCGCGGCCGCCACCACCCACCCUUUUCAACUCCAAACUCAAACCUUACAUCUCCACUCCCUCCCCCAUCCACCCACCCUCUCAUGGCCCGAAUCUGAAGACCUUUCAGAACCCGACCCGGAAGAAGCUCUCUCCCUUAGCCUCCACCAUAUAGACGCACUCUCCUCUGACCAAAGCCCGGAGCAGCUCUUCCACCUCAGGCUCCAACGCGACGCCAAAAGAGUUGAAUCCUUACUCACACUUGCAGGCCUCAACACCAGUCACGCGCACAGAUCCGGCUCGGGUUUCAGUAGCUCCAUCAUAUCGGGUCUAGCACAAGGUAGCGGCGAGUACUUCACGCGUAUUGGCGUGGGUACUCCUGCUAGGUAUGUCUACAUGGUCUUGGACACCGGUAGCGACGUCGUGUGGCUCCAAUGCGCCCCUUGCCGCAAGUGCUACUCCCAAACCGACCCCGUUUUUGACCCCACCAAAUCCCAAACCUACGCCGGAAUCCCCUGUGGAGCCCCUCUCUGCCGCAGGUUAGACACUCCCGGUUGCAACAAGAACAAGGUUUGCCAAUACCAGGUUUCCUAUGGCGAUGGUUCCUUCACAGUCGGCGAUUUCUCCACCGAAACACUGACGUUUCGAAGGACGAGAGUCACGCGCGUCGCUCUCGGCUGUGGCCACGACAACGAAGGGCUUUUCAUAGGCGCCGCUGGUUUAUUGGGCCUGGGUCAGGGUAAGUUAUCGUUUCCGGUACAGACCGGACGCCGGUUCAACCAGAAAUUCUCUUACUGCCUCGUGGACCGUUCCGCCUCGGCCAAACCGUCUUCUGUUGUCUUUGGAGAUUCCGCUGUUUCCCGAACAGCGCGGUUCACUCCUCUCCUCAAAAACUCCAAGCUCGACACCUUCUACUACGUGGAGCUUCUCGGGAUCAGUGUCGGUGGUGCGCCGGUACGUGGCCUCUCAGCCUCUCUCUUCCGCCUAGAUGCCGCCGGAAACGGCGGCGUUAUCAUCGAUUCGGGCACGUCUGUCACGCGGUUGACCCGGCCCGCCUACAUUGCUCUCCGGGAUGCAUUCCGCGUCGGAGCCUCGCGCCUGAAGCGAGCACCGGAGUUCUCGCUCUUUGACACGUGUUUCGAUCUUUCCGGGCUCACUGAGGUGAAGGUGCCGACGGUGGUGUUACAUUUCCGCGGUGCCGAUGUAUCACUUCCGGCUACGAAUUACUUGAUUCCGGUGGAUAAUAGCGGGAGCUUCUGCUUCGCUUUUGCGGGAACCAUGAGCGGUUUGUCCAUAAUUGGUAACAUCCAACAGCAAGGAUUCCGGGUCUCGUACGACCUGGCGGGUUUGCGGGUCGGAUUUGCACCGAGAGGUUGUGUUUGA
Molecule: messenger RNA, 1434 nt
Organism: Sphenostylis stenocarpa
Lineage: Eukaryota; Viridiplantae; Streptophyta; Magnoliopsida; Fabales; Fabaceae
Source: the annotation of a GenBank genome assembly